This is a messenger RNA of Cervus elaphus (red deer), 1605 nucleotides long. It is a transcript of the gene PMM1, whose product is annotated as phosphomannomutase 1. Gene Ontology annotation, cellular component: cytosol. The coding region runs from base 396 to 1184 and encodes 262 amino acids. The transcript has 8 exons. Gene Ontology annotation, molecular function: phosphomannomutase activity. The record is from RefSeq and is a predicted model, not a curated record. Gene Ontology annotation, biological process: mannose metabolic process; protein N-linked glycosylation; GDP-mannose biosynthetic process. Lineage: Eukaryota; Metazoa; Chordata; Mammalia; Artiodactyla; Cervidae.
CGCCUCCGGUUCGGCUUGGUAAAAUCCGAGGGAAGCCGGUCUGCGCUGCAGUCCGUGGGGUCCGCAAAGAGUCGGAUACGACAGAGCGACUGAAUUAACUGAACUGAGGGAACCUGCGAGGCUUUGUUCCUCCCGAUGCCAUGGCCCUUCUCCAUCUGUGCCAUCAGAAUUCUCGUCCCAAAUCAGCGCAGGCCCGGUGUCGGCCGCAUCCGGGCCACGCCCCCUCGCCGGGGCCACUCCCCGAUCACGCCCCUUCCCAGUUUGGCGCUCUCAGACCUGCCCGCUGGCUCCGUCCCUUAGGCCCCGCCCUUUAGGCCCCGCCCCGUCUGUCCUCUAUCCCGAGCGGCUCCUGCGGCCCCAGCCUUCGUCUCAGCUGGGCUCCGGGAACUGCAACCAUGGCCGUCACCGCUGAGGGCGCCCGCAGGAAGGAGCGCGUCCUCUGCCUGUUUGACGUGGACGGGACCCUCACGCCGGCUCGCCAGAAAAUUGACCCAGAGGUGGCUGCCUUCCUGCAAAAGUUGCGAAGUAGGGUACAAAUCGGUGUGGUGGGCGGCUCUGACUACUCGAAAAUUGCCGAGCAGCUGGGAGAGGGGGAUGAAGUUAUCGAGAAGUUUGAUUAUGUGUUUGCUGAGAACGGGACGGUGCAGUAUAAGCAUGGACGGCUGCUCUCCAAGCAGACCAUCCAGAACCACCUGGGGGAAGAGCUCCUGCAGGACUUGAUCAACUUCUGCCUCCGCUACAUGGCCCUCCUUAGACUGCCCAAGAAGCGUGGGACCUUCAUCGAGUUCCGGAACGGCAUGCUGAACAUCUCACCCAUCGGCCGGAGUUGCACCCUGGAGGAGCGAAUCGAGUUCUCCGAACUGGACAAGAAGGAGAAGAUCCGGGAGAAGUUCGUGGAAGCCCUGAAAACCGAGUUUGCCGGCAAAGGACUGAGAUUCUCUCGUGGAGGCAUGAUCAGCUUUGACGUCUUCCCCGAGGGCUGGGACAAGCGCUACUGCCUGGACAGCCUGGACCAGGACUGCUUCGACACCAUCCAUUUCUUUGGGAACGAGACCAGCCCUGGCGGGAACGACUUUGAGAUCUACACCGACCCCCGGACAGUCGGCCACAGCGUGGUGUCACCGCAGGACACGGUACAACGAUGCCGCGAGCUCUUUUUCCCAGAGACAGCCCACGAGGCAUGACCAGGGCCCACACCUGCCCCUCAGAACUUCCAGGGAGCUCUGCCCACGCCUGAGAGAGCCCCUGGCCCUGGCGUUGGGGGGUGCCGAGGCACCUCCUCUGGCCCAGGACCCCUGCCUCGUGUUACCUACUGAAGGCCCAGCUCUGUGGGCCCGGGGUCUGUGUGGAUGGCCACCCGCAGCCGGUCAGCUCCUGGUGGGCCUGGCUUCCGUCCUCCAGCCUGAUCCGAUGGCCCUGGCUGCAGCUGCUGCCCGGAUUCUUGGCAGAAUAGGUUUCUGUCUACGCGGGACGAGUGUGCGAGUGUUGGUACGAGAUAGAGCCUGCCCUGCCUGCCUGCCUACCCUCUGUGGGGUGCAGAGCAGUGGGGACUGUGCACAUUCGUGAGAACUUUAUCUCAUGGACAUUAAACCCUGUGGAGCGUGA